Messenger RNA from Oryza brachyantha (malo sina), 2967 nucleotides. RefSeq names its product pentatricopeptide repeat-containing protein At2g29760, chloroplastic-like. Gene Ontology annotation, molecular function: zinc ion binding; protein binding; RNA binding. Bases 1 to 1980 code for a protein of 659 amino acids. Lineage: Eukaryota; Viridiplantae; Streptophyta; Magnoliopsida; Poales; Poaceae. Gene Ontology annotation, biological process: RNA modification. The record is from RefSeq and is a predicted model, not a curated record. The transcript has 4 exons.
AUGGUCCGCGGAUUGUCACGUGCCCGCGGCCUGCUCGACGGAAUUCCCCACCGGCGGGCGGGUUCGUCCGCAUCCGGCCAUGGCGCGGAGGACGCUGUUGCGGGCUACGUCCGCAUGCUGGCCGGCGGGGUCAGGCCUGACGCGUACACGUUCCCGUCCUUGCUCAAGGCUGUAGCGGCGGCGCGGGGAGCGUCGGCGGCGGCGGUCGGUGGUGCCGUCCACGCGCACGUGGUUAAGUUUGGGAUGGAGUCGAACGCCUACGCGGCGAGCUCUCUGGUCGUCAUGUACGCGGCCAGGGGCGACGGCGCCGCGGCGCGUGCGGCGCUGGAGGCGUGCCCCGCCUCGGGAGGAGGGGCGUCGGUUCUGUGGAACGCGCUCAUCUCCGGCCAUAACCGGAGUGGGAUGUUCGGGCUGUCGUGCUGCGCCUUCGUGGACAUGGUGAGGUCCGGCGCCAUGGCCACGGCGAUCACCUACGUCUCGUUGCUCUCGGCCUGCGGGAAAGGCAACAACCUGCUUCUGGGAAUGCAGGUGCACAAGCGCGUUCUGGAGAGCGGGGUGUUGCCCGAGCUGAGGGUGGAGAACGCGCUGGUUGAUAUGUACGCCGAGUGCGGCGACAUGGAUGCAGCCUGGGUGUUGUUUGAGGGCAUGAAGGUCAGGAGCAUUGCGUCCUGGACGUCGGUAAUUUCUGGGCUUGUGAAGUCCGGCCAGGUUGAUCAAGCCAGAGACCUGUUUGAUCGUAUGCCUGAAAGGGACACCGUCGCAUGGACUGCCAUGAUUGAUGGUUAUGUACAGGCUGGCAGGUUCAGGGAGGCAUUGGAGACAUUCCGUUACAUGCAGUUUUGCAGGGUGAGGGCAGAUGAGUUCACCAUGGUCAGUGUGGUCACUGCCUGUGCCCAGCUAGGUGCUCUAGAGACAGGGGAAUGGGCAAGGAUUUACAUGAGCAGACAUGGGAUCAAAAUUGAUGUUUUCGUUGGAAAUGCACUCAUAGACAUGUAUUCAAAGUGCGGGAGCAUUGAGCGUGCACUGGAUGUAUUCAAAGAUAUGCACAACAGAGAUAAGUUUACCUGGACCGCUAUUAUACUUGGUCUUGCAGUGAAUGGCCGUGCUAAGGAGGCUAUUAACACGUUCUAUAGAAUGCUCAGGGCUUUGCAAGCUCCAGAUGAGGUGACCUUCAUUGGAGUUCUCACUGCCUGUACUCAUGCUGGCUUGGUUGACAAAGGGCUAGAGUUCUUCCUCAGCAUGACUGAGACCUAUAAGAUCCCCCCUACUGUGGUGCAUUACGGAUGCUUAAUUGAUGUCUUAGGCCGAGCGGGGAAAUUAAAAGAAGCAUUGGAUAAAAUAGAAGAAAUGCCCAUGAAGCCCAACUCCACUAUCUGGGCAACCCUUCUGGCAGCCUGUAGGAUUCAUGGUAAUUCAGAAAUAGGUGAAUUGGCAGCAGAGCAUCUACUAGAGUUGGAUCCAUACAACAGUACGGCAUACAUCUUGUUGUCCAAUAUGUAUGCAAAAUCCAAUAGAUGGGAAGAUGUCCAGCGGAUUAGGCAGGCAAUAAUGGAGAAAGGAAUCAAGAAAGAACCUGGUUGCAGUAUGAUUGAAAUAAACGGCAUGAUUUACGAAUUUGUAGCUGCUGAUAGAUCUCAUCCUAUGAGUAAAGAAAUCUACUCAAAGUUGGAAAAGGUUCUAACUGAUCUGAGGAAUGCUGGAUAUGUGCCUGAUGUAACUGAGGUCUUUGUUGAAGUUACGGAGGAAGAAAAGCAGAAGGUUAUUUACUUUCACAGUGAGAAGUUGGCAAUCGCUUUUGCUUUACUCACUUUGGAAUCUAAUAUGACUAUCAGAAUUGUGAAAAACUUGAGGAUGUGUUUGGAUUGCCACAAUGCAAUUAAAUUGCUAUCCAAAUUAUAUGAAAGAGAGGUCAUUGUGAGGGAUAGGACACGUUUCCAUCAUUUUAGACAUGGAUCCUGUUCUUGUAAAGACUAUUGGUAAGUGGUAACACAUUAUAUAUGAUCCACAUGAACAAUAUCCUGCCAGUCGUACUAGGAGCUGCUACUCAUAAUAGCAUCUAUAGGCAAGUGAUCACCCAAGUGGCCAUUGUCCAACAAGCAUUUCAGUUGAAAUGUAGUAGUGGCAGCAAACUUUUAGUCCAGGGAAUGAAGUUCAAAAUGAGAUAAUAUUCUAAUCCAGCUUAGCCCAUACAUGUUGUGCAGCUCAUUGAGGCAAUAUUUUAAUAUCUUGGUGUAAACCUCUCUGUCACUAUGGUUUCACUGGUGAAUUUCUCAUUGAACGGAAGAGAUUUUCACAGAAGAAUUUCUUACAGCAAUCUUAACUCCAUCUUCUGAUCUGGAGCUAAUUUGGUGCACAAUUGUGCUAUUGAAUACUUGAUUAAGCAGAGGAUGAUGUCUGAUGGAGUUUUACUGGUUCAUUCUUAGAAAAACCAGGUCUAUCGCUAGGCGACUGGUGGCUGCAGGCCAAGGCGCAGUGUCGGAAGCGCUACAGGGCCAAUAUUGACUGUUUAGUUCAGUUGGUGUGCUGGAUGACAUGGAAGGAAAGGAAUGCACGAGUGUUUAAUCAACAGCAGAGAUUGGUGGCCAAGCUGUUCGGUGACAUCAGAGACGAGGUGGAGGUCUGGAAGGUCGCGGGGGUGUUCAAAUUGUAUCACGAGUAGUUGUUAGGCCGCAGUUUUGGUGUGGGUUCAGGGAAGUCUAGCAGACUAGCCCGCUGUGCUCUUCGACAGCUUCUUGUCGAGGUUCCUGUAAACCCCCACUACCGGAGCUGGCUUGCUGGUGGGACUGCCAGGCUGCAAAUGUAAGUCAUGUUAUGCCUCUCGAUUAUUUCUUAGGAGCAAGUCUUUUUAGAACCUGUAGACGCUUUUACUAUUCUUCCACCUUACAUGAUAUAUACUCAUAUCUUUUGAUGGUUUGGUAGCGCCCCGUACCAAUCAAUUUAAUACUACUGACAUUACAACCAGAGUUA